Messenger RNA from Fonsecaea erecta, 2481 nucleotides. Its product is annotated as urease. Gene Ontology annotation, cellular component: urease complex. Bases 1 to 2481 code for a protein of 826 amino acids. Gene Ontology annotation, biological process: urea catabolic process. Gene Ontology annotation, molecular function: nickel cation binding; urease activity. The transcript has 4 exons. Lineage: Eukaryota; Fungi; Ascomycota; Eurotiomycetes; Chaetothyriales; Herpotrichiellaceae. The record is from RefSeq and is a predicted model, not a curated record.
AUGCAGCUCGUUCCGAAAGAGGCUCUUAUUGCCAGCAAUUUGCAAGAACUGAUUCGCGAUGGCAACCACACGGUGGCCGACCUAAUGUCCAUUGGAAAGACCAUGCUUGGUCGACGACAUGUCCUGCCCUCUGUUAUCUCCACCUUGACCGAGUUGCAAGUGGAGGGUACCUUCAAGACUGGCACAUACCUGGUCACCGUCCAUCACCCAAUCAGUUCCGACGAUGGGGACCUCGAAAAGGCUCUAUAUGGAAGUUUCCUACCCGUGCCAUCGAAAGACGCAUUUCCUUUGCCAGACGAAAGUGAGUAUGACGCAAAGAAAAUGCCAGGUGCGGUCAUUCCUGUCAAGGAAGGCAAGAUCACGUUGAACGAAGGGCGGAAGAGAAUCCAGUUGAAAGUCACCAGCAAGGGCGAUAGACCAAUACAAGUAUUGACGAACCCCGACUCUGUCAAGACGAUGUCCCAGGCUGACUAUCUUCUCCAGAUCGGCUCCCAUUACCACUUUAUUGAGACAAAUCCGCAACUUGAAUUUGACAGAGGCAGAGCAUAUGGUUUCCGUCUGGACAUCCCGGCCGGUACUUCGGUCCGUUUCGAGCCUGGAGACACCAAAACAGUCAAUCUGGUCGAGAUUGCUGGCAACAAGGCGAUCCAUGGGGGAAACAACCUCGCUUCAGGCCCUGUCGAUGUAUCUCGUGCGGAAGAAAUCGUCCAAAAGCUCCAGCAAGCUGGAUUCGCUCAUACCCCUGAACCCGCCGGUGACUUGGCCCAUAUAGACGUCGCAUCUAUGACCCGUGCAGACUACGCCGGCAUGUUCGGCCCCACGACUGGUGAUCUCGUCCGGUUGGGAACGACUGAUCUCUGGAUCAAAGUCGAAAAGGACUUAACAGUCUAUGGUGAAGAAUGCAAGUUCGGUGGCGGCAAAACUCUUCGAGAAGGGAUGGGACAAGCAUCUGAUCGGAAGGAUGCCGAUGUGCUCGACACGGUUAUUACGAAUGCCCUUAUUGUCGACUGGUCCGGCAUCUACAAGGCCGAUGUUGGGAUCAAGGACGGUAUCAUCGUGGGUAUUGGUAAAGCCGGCAAUCCAGACGUCAUGGAUGGUGUCCAUCCCAACAUGAUAGUCGGCAACGGCACGGAUGUCAUCGCAGGCGAGCACAGCAUCCUCACCGCAGGAGGUAUCGACUCCCACAUCCACCUCAUCUGUCCUCAGCAGGUCUAUGAAUCCGUCGCGGCCGGCAUAACAACUUACCUAGGAGGCGGCACUGGACCCAGUACAGGUACCAACGCAACGACUUGCACGCCCGGGAAAUGGCACAUGAAACAGAUGCUUCAGGCGAUCGACUCCCUUCCCAUCAAUUACGGUAUUACGGGUAAAGGGAAUGACAGCUCCCCGGUUGCCCUCCGCGAGCAAUGCGAGGCUGGCGCCUGUGGCCUCAAAUUACAUGAGGAUUGGGGCACCACUCCUGCCGCGAUUGAUACCUGUCUAUCAGUGUGCGAUGAAUACGACGUGCAAUGCCUCAUCCACACCGACACGCUCAAUGAAUCUGGCUUCGUGGAAUCUUCAAUCGCCGCUUUCAAGGGUCGCACCAUCCACACCUACCAUACCGAGGGUGCUGGCGGCGGACACGCGCCCGAUAUCAUUUCCGUGGUUGAACACGCUAACGUGCUCCCUUCGUCGACAAAUCCCACACGGCCAUUCACGAGGAAUACGCUGGAUGAGCAUCUCGACAUGUUGAUGGUCUGUCACCACCUGUCCAAAAACAUCCCGGAAGAUGUCGCCUUUGCCGAAUCCCGCAUUCGCGCAGAAACCAUCGCGGCGGAAGACGUCCUCCACGACCUCGGUGCCAUUUCCAUGAUGUCCUCUGAUUCGCAGGCCAUGGGUCGCUGCGGUGAAGUGAUCCUUCGGACGUGGAACACAGCGCACAAGAACAAACAACAGCGUGGGACGCUGAAGGAAGACGAGGGUACGGAUGCCGACAACUUCCGGGUCAAGAGGUAUGUGAGCAAGUAUACGAUCAACCCGGCGAUUGCGCAGGGGAUGAGUCACUUGGUGGGCAGUGUCGAGGUGGGCAAAGUGGCAGACCUGGUGCUUUGGAAGCCGAGUAUGUUUGGGACAAAACCGAGUUUGGUGGUCAAGGGAGGAAUGAUCAACUAUGCGCAAAUGGGCGACCCCAACGCCUCCAUCCCCACCGUGCAGCCCGUGCUCAUGCGGCCCAUGUUCGCGGCGCACGUCCCCUCGCGGAGCAUCACGUUCGUGUCGCAACACGCGCUGACCUCGGGCGUCGUGGCGUCGUACAAUCUGUCCAAGCGCGUCGAGGCGGUCAAGAACUGCCGCACCGUCGGCAAGAAGGACAUGAAGUUCAACGACGCCACGCCCAAGAUGAAGGUCGACCCAGAGUCCUACAAGGUCGAGGCCGACGGCGUGCACUGUACCGCCGCCCCCGCCGAGGUGGUGCCCUUGGGCCAGACGUACUACGUUUACUGA